UGAAGGAGGCUCAGGUCCAAUAAAUGAAGCACAGCAGCAGAGCUUUGUCCAGACCCUUCAAGCAAGGAUAAGAGAUGAUACAGAUUGGGCUGAAGUAUAUCAACCCCAUGGAGGGGCCCAGAACAGAUUUAACUUCUGAAAAAACACACAGGAAAGUAGAGAGCAGUUUUAGAAUGGAUAUCCUCAAGGACAGCCACUUGGGCAUCACACAAGAGACAGUUAAUCCAAUUAAAAAACCUGUGCAAAUCACUGCCAAGGAUGCGGUAUGGCAUAGUAACCCAGCUUCCUGCCUAGGCUGCAGUGCAUUUGUGGACCAGACCAAGAUCCCCAAACUGAAUGAUGAUCAGGACUCUCAAGAACAGUUCCUUGGCAAGUCUAUGAAAGAGCUGAAGAAGCUAGCAAGGGAAGGCUGUUGGGCUAGAAGCCAUACCCUGAGGGCAGAGGCUUACCAGCACAUUAUCCAAGAGAUACCAUGCCGGCUAAUGACUCCUGAUGCCUUUGUCUAUAGAGAUGUUGCCAGCAAGUUAUUUGGAGACCAGAAUGAAAGCUUCGAUCCCUUGCCUGAAUUCCUGGCAGGAAGCAUCAUGCCCGAAUACUGCCUCACCCCAGAAGGGAUAAUGGCUCUGAAGAAAAUACUUAUCUGCAUUUCCAAUCUGUACCCUGAUAUCACUUACUGUCCUUUGCUCCCAGCUGUGACUGCCCUGAUGCUCCAUUAUAGCCAAGACGAGACCCAAUGCUUUGAGCUUACUUGCCGACUCCUCUCCUGCAAGGCUCCCCACACCUCCUAUAUAGACCACUCCUUCCUGGCUCAUGAGGCCUCCUGUAUGACCUUUGGGGACUUAGCCAAUAAGCACUGCCCAGCUGCCCACCAAUUGAUAGCAAGUUCAUCAGAGAACAUCUUUGAGGUGUACUCUGAGUGGCUGGUAUGGCUCUUUGAUGAUCUUCCCUUUAAUUAUGUCAUUCGCAUCUUUGAUGUGUAUCUCCUGGAGGGUCAAAAAGUCCUCUACCGCAUUGCUCUGGCACUGCUGAGGCAAUACCGGCUCUUUAUGACAUCAAGAGGACAAGAGGUGGUUGACAUCAAAGGAAGCUUACAGGCUUUCCUAUGGGACAUUCAUGAAUACUUGGCAGCAGACAAGCUUUUAGAGAAAGCAUUUGGCAUCCGACUUUUCUCCCGCAAAGAAAUCUGGCUUCUGCAAAUGGCUAACAGGAAGGCUUUGGUGGAUAAAGGAGUAACAAUGGUGCACCACAGACAACCAUUCCACCUCAUUGUGAAUGCACAUAAUUUUACUUCCACCAUUGUUACGGCUCAGGAAAUGCGCAUUGUGUGGUCCUGGAUCCCAGAACGAUUUUCUUUAUACUCACCGGUUCUCUUAUUCUCAACGUCUGAAGAUGGAUACAGUUUGCAAAGGUUUUAUUCCUGCUGUGAGGGCUCUGAACCAACUUUACUGUUGUUAAAAAACACACUGGGAGAAGUGUGUGGAGCAUUUCUUUCCUCUGACUGGAAUGAAAGGAAAAAAAGUGGAGGAGCAACAAGCUUCUUUGGCACAGGAGAAUGUUUUAUUUUCACAGUCCAUCCUGAAAUGGAGCGAUAUGAAUGGGUGUUCAUCAAGAAGCCAGAACAAGUUAAAGCUCUACCUUGCUCCCAACGCCAGCGUUCUCCAUCUCCCUUUUCUCUGGAGGGUCACAGAACAACCAGCUCAAACCACCUCACUGUACCAAAGUUAGAAACAAUUAAAUACCGUCUCUCUCCUUUCCUGGCAAUUAGACACUUCAAGUUGCCUUCCAAAACAGCCUCCAUGUUUAUGUCUGGAAGCCAGGAAGGAAUUAUCAUAGGGGGAGGUGGAGGCCAGGCUCUGUAUAUUGAUGCUAAUCUGAAUCAUGGAAGAACAGAACACUGUGAAACGUUUGACAACCCUCCUCUCUGCCAGCAAAACUUCCAGGUGCAGCUGCUAGAAGUUUGGGGAUUUCAAACCUCCUGAUCCUCCCUUUCCUCCAUGUGAUGGAAACCUUUCACUGAGAUUCCUCUCCAAAGCACUGCAUAUCAUCAGGGGAUGACUGAGAGUUGGAUAUGCAAGAAGCAAGAAUAGAUCUUUAAAUAUUUUGAGUAAUUGUCCAUUAUUACAGUCUUUUUGGCCAGAAUCUCUGGAGCGUAACAAAAGAUACUAGAUGAUUUAUAUUUACCCUCAACUGUUCUACUUGGACUUCUGAAAGGAUUAAUUUUGAAAAAAAAAAUGGAAUUGCCAUUGAUCAUAUGCCUACUUACUCUGAUUAUUAGACAAAACAUAUGAAGUCAGAGGUUAUCCAGAAAUUUUAAUAUGUGGAUGGUAUGUGCAGAAAUGGUCCCAUGAGAGAACUAAAGAAGGGCUGAAUUUAGGUAUCAAAUUGGCAGAACAGUUCCGAGAUAUACCUUGGCAACUGGCGCUCACUGGGACUAAUAGAGUAAAGGGAAGGGAGACCAACAGUAGCAGUCGAUUGAUUUUAGUUUUGUUUCCAUCUCCUUCACUGGUGAAAAAACUGAAGACACUUGAACACUGCAGUACAAUUCUAGUAAUGGGAACAUUACUAGAAAAUUGCCAAUGUUUCCUCAACUGUUCAUUUUUGCACUUAUUUUAAAAUGUGACACUGGGAAAUAAGGGACAAUAGUAUUAUGAUAUUUGCCUUUUAUGAACUUGUUCUGCAUACCUGUGCAACCCUGAGUCUGUGCUGUACACUCAAGAUCUUAUCCCUAUUGUCACAACAAGACUUCAGAAUGCCUUCAAGGUGCCAGAGAACUUCUUACAAAGGAACUAAGACAACUACUGAAUAGGCUACUUUUUUGACUAAAUGCUUUUCAUUAGUAUGGUCCCUAAGCAUCACAUUUCACGUGUUUUACAUUAAGAAAUGUCAGUAAAAGAUUUCCUGUAAAAAAGAAUGGAACUUUCCUUUCAUGAGUUAAUGCUUUUAUAUAAGAAAUGAACAUAGCACAGCCAGUCUGCCCAAUUCACCUGCUUUAAAGAUGAAAGAAAGUAGAAUUGUCUUUGGUCUUCAGCUGAUAUUUCAGUUUCCUUUCAGGCUUCAACAAUGAAUAAAUGUUGCUGAACAAACAUGGCUCUUGUCAUCAAAGCUGUGCAUUUAAAAGAAAGAGCAGUAUAGUAUGCCUGCCAACUGACACUUGCAAACAUCAUUGGUAUUCAAAAUAUAAUAGCAGUGUAUACAAGACUAUUAAAGUAAAUGCACAGAACAUGUUGACUGUGUUGAGGAACAUGACCUAUAAUAAGUUUUAGAGUCUAUCCAAUAAAACAGUGCUUUGUGGCACCACAAACAGAAUGUGGCACCAAAGGAAAGUCAAUUCUAGACCGUGAAAGUUUAUUCCAUAAUAAAUGGCUUAGUCUUUCAGCAGCGACAGGAAUCUUUCCUGUUUGUUUGUUUGUUUGUUUUACCCCUGGAAGAUUUGUUUGCUGUCUAUUUUUAUUUUUCAAAUUGUAGCUCUUGUUCUUGUGCCUACUUUUGCCAUUUACUGAGCACAUAACUGAUCAAUACAUCCCAAGGUGACAUUUUCAGGAAAGCUGUAACAAUACAGGAGAAAAUGAACUAUAACAAUGUUGCAGUCUGUCUAGUCAUAACUAAAGUCAUGAAGACUUCAUUGUUGUUAAGACUUUCAUCCAGUGAUAACUAUUAAUAGAGGAAAUCCAUCAAAUGUGGUCUAGAGGAGAGCUCCAGGACAAUAUCCCAAUAAAGCAUCCAUUCCAGUUCACCUCUGCAAGUAGUGGCCAUGAUCUCAAUAUGGUCAUCCUUGAGCAGAAGAUUACAAAGAUCAUUAAAUUGCAAAACAGCUAAGCAGAAAUCCACUGGGUGUGUUCACAUAACAGGCUUAUUUUAGUAACUGAAUUAACCAAUUUUCUGAGUUUGCAUGAUAUGUUGAAUUAUACACUAACCAGACAAGUUUACACAAUACAUUGUCACACAUUGACAUCAAGAUUAACACUACCAAAAUUAGCAUAUUAUGCAAAUGCAGCCAAUAAAUCUUUAUGUGACUGUUUAAAUGUGCUGUGGGAACGUAGCUGCUACUUCCCAACACUUAAAUCAGGAAUAUUUUGGGUUGAGAGUUUUAACUUGGCAUUUUGAGUAUCAUUCCAGGUACUGGUCCAAAAAAAUGUGGCCAGAACCAAAACAAAGAAUUAAAUUAAUGCUUACAAUUUUUCCAUGUAUUUAUGUAAUUCAUGUAACUG
Molecule: messenger RNA, 4208 nt
Organism: Python bivittatus (Burmese python)
Lineage: Eukaryota; Metazoa; Chordata; Lepidosauria; Squamata; Pythonidae
Product: TBC1 domain family member 24-like
Source: RefSeq, a predicted model, not a curated record